UCGGAUAAACGGUUAGUUCCGAUUCCAGUAUCCGGUUUCGACACUCUAGGGCCUUGAUUAUGUCUCGAUAACAAGAUAAGAUCAUAGGAAUCAUAGGACAUUAGAGUUCCAGUGAAGAACCCUAGAAUAGAUAAAACCCUGCAAGCCAUCAAUCGAAGCUCGGCUUCUCUUAGUUACCAGACGAAAUGGCGUCUCUCAUGAUAAAACAGAGAGCAGGGAACUCCAUCUUCGCUGCUCUCUCCAAACUACGACAGGCAUACACUUCUCAGUUCAUCUUCUAUCACAACCAAACCUUGAGAUUCAAAAUCGUACCUUCUGCAGGUGGAAAUUUCCCCUUUAAAUCUCUCAGCACUUCAGCUGCCUCUGAUAACUAUCAGUAUCAGAGACCCCAUCCAUCUGAUUCUCGUGUCUUCCAGCGUGGAGGGUCGCCCAAUCAAUGGAACUCUCCAGAUCAAAACUUCGUUCAACGCGGCAACUCUAACCAAUGGAACCCACAAGAAGGCCAGAAUUCGCCUCCGCAUGGCAACCCUAACCAGUGGAAUCGGAACCCGCAGAACCCACAAGGUCAGAAUUACCCUCAGCGUGGAAACCCUAAUCAAUGGAACCCUCAAGAUCAAAACCCGAGACAAAUCGUUGAUAAUGCAGCCCCUAAUGCAUCGCCUCCGACCAACGUUGAUUUGAUGAGUCUUUGUCGGGAGGGUAAGAUCAAAGAGGCCAUUGAGUUGAUGGGUCAAGGUGUUCGUGCCGAUCCUCAUACCCUUUUUGCGCUGUUGAACUCUUGCGGGAACUCAAAGUUGCUCGAAGAAGGCAAAAAGGUCCACGAUUUCUUGUUGCGGUCUCAGUUUAAGGGUGAUGUUCAGUUGAGUAAUAAAGUGAUGGAAAUGUAUUGCAAAUGUGGAAGUAUGGUAGAUGCCCGCAGAGUGUUUGAUCAUACUCCUGCAAGAAAUAUGGAUUCCUGGCAUUUGAUGAUAAAUGGAUACGCAAUGAAUGGGCAAGGAGAUGAUGGGUUACAGUUGUUUGAACAGAUGAGGAAGUUAGGAUUGAGGCCUCAUGGAGAGACCUUCGUUGCUGUUUUGGAAGCUUGUGCUAGUGCAGAAGCUGUAGAAGAAGGCUUUAUACACUUUGAAUUGAUGAAGAGUGACUAUGGAAUUUCCCCAGAGAUGGAGCAUUACUUGGGCCUUAUUAACGUUCUUGGAAAAUCUGGGCAUCUUAUUGAAGCUGAGGAGUACAUUGAGAAAUUGACCAUGGAGCCCACGGCAGCAUUUUGGGAGGCAUUGAUGAAUUGUGCUCGAAUUCAUGGUGAUAUUGAUAUUGAAGACCGUGCUGAGGAGUUGUUGGUUUCUCUCGACCCCUCCAAGGCUGUUGCAAACAAGAUACUAACACCACCACCGAAGAAACGUACGGCAAUCAACAUGCUUGAUGGGAAAAAUAAGGUUGGUGAGUAUCGUUGUACCAGUCCCUAUAAGGCUGAGGCAUAUGAGAAAUUGAAGGGCUUGGGUGGGCAGAUGAAGGAAGCUGGUUAUGUCCCUGAUACAAGGUAUGUGCUUCAUGACAUUGAUCAGGAGGCCAAAGAGCAGGCUUUACUCUAUCACAGUGAGCGUUUGGCUAUAGCUUAUGGUCUUAUCAGUACUCCAGCUAGGACUCCACUUAGGAUUAUCAAGAACCUUCGUAUCUGUGGUGACUGUCACAAUGCAAUCAAGAUCAUGUCUAAGAUUGUUGGAAGAGAGCUCAUUGUUAGGGAUAACAAACGAUUUCAUCAUUUCAAGGAUGGCAAAUGCUCCUGCGGGGAUUACUGGUGAAGUAGUUCUUCUGUUUAAAUUUUUGGUUCAUCCAUAUGUAACAAUUUUCUUCCUAUUAGCAGUUUUUAUUGUUCAAAGGGGGUUGAAAUGCUUUGGAGUUAAGAAGGAAAACACAGAUUGCUGCUAAUGAAUGGGGGACUGGUGCUUGUAAUGAAAUUCACUUCAUUUGUAAUUGAAAAUCUGAAUUGAAUGUUUAAUCUUAAAGUGCUUAAGAAUGCAUGAUUUACCUUC
Messenger RNA from Macadamia integrifolia, 2030 nucleotides. Its product is annotated as pentatricopeptide repeat-containing protein At2g15690, mitochondrial. The record is from RefSeq and is a predicted model, not a curated record. Gene Ontology annotation, molecular function: zinc ion binding; RNA binding; protein binding. Lineage: Eukaryota; Viridiplantae; Streptophyta; Magnoliopsida; Proteales; Proteaceae. The transcript has a single exon. Bases 186 to 1799 code for a protein of 537 amino acids. Gene Ontology annotation, biological process: RNA modification.